Molecule: messenger RNA, 885 nt
Organism: Symbiodinium sp. CCMP2592
Lineage: Eukaryota; Dinophyceae; Suessiales; Symbiodiniaceae
Source: the annotation of a GenBank genome assembly
AUGGAGAACGCGUAUGACAGGCGGUCUCCAGAGUGGGCGAGCUACGUUACCGUGCCGGAUGAGAACAACGUUUCCCAGCCGGUGGUCCCUGGCUUGUGGUGCCCCACAGACGGUAUCGACGACGCCAAGCUGGACGAAUCCUCCUUCAGCUUCACCUACUGCAAAGCUGCACAAGUCGGUGGCACGUACGAGUUCCACUGGGUCUUCUCUACUGGAGGACCGGGCAAGCUGCAGGAGGAUGGUAGCGAGGGGGAGCUGGGCAUCACGGCCGGCUUGGGCGGCGCCUUCACGCGCACCAACAACGCAAUCUGCCUCAUCGUCAACGACCCUUCGCUGAACGAUUACGUGGAUGCCCAAAACCGGACAUUCCUGGAGCAGUGGCAGCAACCUCCUGCCGGCUCCGCUGUGCGGUACGUGGGCUCCACCACUGGGCCCUCUUACGACGACGAGGUCUGCUCGCCGGUGGAGGUGAACUGGCACGUGGACCAAAGGUGCUGCAUCUUGUCCGCUCAGGCCAUGGACAACCUCUGCAAGGACAUGAUAGAUGCUGGGCUGGAGGCCGACGUCUCGCCGAAGGGCUCACGCCGGCCCGUGGACCGACGCUGGGUCUCGGAUGUGCCUCCGCCUUCACAGACUUUCUUUCAUGGGCAUCGCGUGUCGCACGUGUCACGGCACGUGCGUCGGACGUCACGAGGUGACCUUCCCGCUGGUCCCGCAGGGUGCCGGCAUCGUGCAGCAGCGCUAGGGGCGGCUGCAUCCGAAGAUGGAAUGCAAACUGCUCUCCAGACUUGUGGAGUUUGCGACGGGCCAGCGAACUUGGGUGACGGCCCAGAUCUUUUAGAACCCGCCCGUCGCACUGUGCAUUUUUGUUGGAUGGCCCUUUAG